AUGGACGAUCCAGCAUUCGAAGUCGAGGUAGACACCAAUACCCAAGAAAUCCUCCUCCACGCCUCAAACCACGACGUCCUCGCUCUCAAACCAUUCCUUCGCAUCCCGGGAAAUGCAUCGGUGCAAGAUGCAGAGACGGGAUUCACGCCUUUGCAUGCGACGAUUGCUGCUUGUGGGCCUGCUACCUCGACUAUACAUACAAAUGAGAAGGGGAAUGGGGAUGUAGAGAAUGGGGAUGGGAAGGAGCAAGAGGUAGACAUGGAGAAAGCAAAGAAUACGGUUAAAGAAUUGUUCCUGAGUGGUGCGAUAUGGAAUGAUCUCGACAGUAAUAAUGAAACGCCUGGGUGUUUGGCUUGGAGAUUGGGAAGGAAGGAGUUGUAUGAGCUUUGUGUUGAGGCGGGGGCUAGGGCCGAGAUGUUGUUAGGUUUGAUGGGGAGGUAUGAGGUUCUUGAUUCGGGGUCUGAGGAGGAGGAGGAGGAUGAGGAGGAGGACGAUGUGGAAGUGGUGGAGGGAGAUGUUGAGAUGGAGGCUGGGGGUGAGGAUACCAAGAAAGAGUCCACGGAGAAUGGAGAGAAAGAAUCGACUAAACGCGAUGUCAACUCGAAGGAUUACCUUGCUUCAACCCUCAAGUUUGAAGAUGGGAAAUUGCUGGAUGGAGAUAAUAAUGGUGUGAUGAUGGCUUGGGAAACCGAGAUCAUGACCCGAUCCGUCGCCUCUCUUCUUCCACCUUCCUUCUCUACCGGUCAAAGAAUCCUUAAUAUCGGUUUCGGAAUGGGCAUCAUCGAUCGCAUGUUCGCGGCUUCCAACCCUACCAUCCACCACAUAAUCGAAGCCCACCCCUCCGUCCUCAGCAAACUCGCCGACCCAGACCACGAUUUCGGCCCCAAAUGGGAAAGCAAGUCAGGAGUCGACAACAAAAUCCACGCCGGGAAAUGGCAAGAUAUCGUGCCUAGACUCCUUGAACAAGGCAUGGUGUACGAUGCCAUCUACUUCGACACGUUCGGCGAGGAUUACAGCCAACUUCGAAAUUUCUUCACCGAAUACGUACCGGGACUUCUUGAUGAAAGUGGGAGAUUUGGAUUUUUUAAUGGACUUGGGGCGGAUAGACGGGUGUGUUAUGAUGUUUAUACUAAGGUUGUGGAGUGUGAUUUGAGUGAUGCGGGGUUGGAGGUUGAGUGGGAGGAUGUUGUGGUUGGGAAGUUGGGAGAGGAGGGGGAGGGGGAGUGGGAGGGGGUGAGUAGGAGGUAUUGGGUGCUUGAGGGGUAUAGAUUGCCGACUUGUAGGUUUUUACAGUAG
Hymenoscyphus albidus is the source of this 1296-nucleotide messenger RNA. The record is from the annotation of a GenBank genome assembly. Lineage: Eukaryota; Fungi; Ascomycota; Leotiomycetes; Helotiales; Helotiaceae.